Messenger RNA from Terrapene triunguis (Three-toed box turtle), 3600 nucleotides. It is a transcript of the gene HOXB4, whose product is annotated as homeobox B4. The transcript has 2 exons. Gene Ontology annotation, biological process: anterior/posterior pattern specification; regulation of transcription by RNA polymerase II; embryonic skeletal system morphogenesis. Gene Ontology annotation, molecular function: DNA-binding transcription factor activity, RNA polymerase II-specific; RNA polymerase II cis-regulatory region sequence-specific DNA binding. Gene Ontology annotation, cellular component: nucleus. The coding region runs from base 215 to 952 and encodes 245 amino acids. Lineage: Eukaryota; Metazoa; Chordata; Testudines; Emydidae. The record is from RefSeq and is a predicted model, not a curated record.
AGGAGUAAGAAUGCCCCUGUGUGAGGAUAUUUCCUUAUCCGGGAAUCGCAGGGAACCUCGCCAUUGGCCGCCGGUGUCACAUGGAUUCCUAACUUUGUUCACUUGACAGUCUGUAGGAGGGUUUUACGAAACAGGAAAACGAGUAGGGGGGGAUAGGAAUAAAUUUUAGUAUUUUUUUUGUGUGUGUGUGUGUGUGUGCAAAUCAAAGAAAUUAAUGGCCAUGAGUUCGUUUUUGAUCAACUCCAACUAUGUGGAUCCCAAGUUCCCACCCUGCGAAGAAUAUUCUCAGAAUGAUUACCUUCCCAAUCACUCUCCGGGAUAUUACAGCAGCCAGAGGCGAGAGACCACUUUCCAACAUGAGGCGAUGUACCAGCCACGGUCAGCCUGCAACGAGCCGCCCUACCCAGCUUGUCAGGGCUCCGGCCACCAGCCAGCGGUGCUCUCCCCCAGGGAUCAUGUUCAUCCUUCUGCCGGACUUCAGAGCCACCUCUCAGAGCCAAAUCACCACUGUGAGUCGGUCACCCCCAGCCCUCCUCCACCCUCCUGUAGCCAAAACUCUAUGAACCAAAGCCCAUCUAAUUCUUCUUGCAAAGAGCCAGUAGUUUAUCCCUGGAUGAAAAAAGUCCAUGUAAACACGGUAAACCCCAGUUGCACAGGAGGGGAACCGAAGCGCUCCCGGACAGCUUAUACCAGGCAGCAAGUCCUGGAACUGGAGAAAGAAUUCCACUAUAAUCGCUAUCUCACGCGGAGGCGCAGAGUAGAAAUUGCCCAUUCUCUUUGCCUGUCCGAGCGCCAGAUCAAAAUAUGGUUCCAGAACAGGAGGAUGAAGUGGAAAAAAGAUAAUAAAUUACCAAAUACCAAGAUCAGGUCUAAUUCUUCCAACGCUUCUGCAAGCCUGCAGAUACAAGGAGGUUCUCAGAACCGAGCCAAUGUACCAGCCACCGGCCUAUAAUUGUUUCUUGUGUGUGUGAGUGUGUGUGUGUGUGUGUGUGUAUGUGUGUGUGUGUGUGUGUAGGAGACACAUGAUAAUUUUUUUAUGUUCCCAGGGGCGUAAAGGGGGCAUACUCUUUAUUUAUAAAGGAGGGAAACUCAGCUACAAAACAAACAAACAAACAAACAACAGAGAUGUGCUUUUGUGCUCUCUCCCAUUAAAAGAAGGCUGUAGAUAGUAGUUUUCAAAUUUGGCUAAGAUGAAUCCUUGUUUCAUCUUUAAUCACGCCAAACUCUGCCCCAUUUGUCAUGUUUACUCUCCCGUACAAAGGAUGGACCUUAUGCUUGCGAUUACCUCGACAACCAGUGUUCACUUUAAUAAAUGAGGCACAGUUUCUUCGAGAGAAACUGAAUUUUCGUUUCUUUUCUUUUGCUGCCUACCAGCCACAAAGCGAAAGUUUCUAUUCAGAUCCCCAAGGGCACAGCAGUUCUGGCAACUGUAACACAGCCCUAUAGACCAAAAACAAACAAACAACAACGACCCUUACUCCAUACGGUAUGAGGACCGGGGGGCCAGAAUAGAUGUUGAGUAUUGUAAUGAUCAGGGUCAUACAGAUGGAGAAAGAAGAGAUUGGCACAAUUUAAAACAAACCGAGUGAAAUUUGGGGUGGGGGGUUGGGAAGGAGACCAAAAUAAUGGAGACUUAUGUAAGAAACCCCCUGCCAUUUUUGAGUCCAGCAGGUUAAUUACCUCACUUGUAAAUCUGGAGGGGGGGCAACGUAUUUAGUUUAGAAACUUGAUGAUCAAAUAAUGCCACCUGAAUUUAAACCUUCGUCAAAGGCGGUGUGGGGAGGGAGGGUUCUUUGCUUCUCCACUAAGUUUCAGUCCAUUUUUGUACUGAGCAUAUGAAUAAAAAAUGGAAGGUGGGGAUCCCCUUCUUUCUUGAUGGAAAAGGGGUUAUGAACUUCGUACAGAUUUUUUUUCCAUGUUCUAUAGUACUUGACAUUCCGAGCUGAUGUGAUUUCAAAGAACUUUUGGGAUCUUGGUUUCCCCCUUCCAGUUGUUCAUUUGAAUUACCUCCUAUUGUUCUUUGUGAUAUUCAUGAUAACUUGUACAUAGCAGAAUUAAAGCAAAUAGAAAUAAAAUUUUCGUUGUGACUAUAAGCCGUGUGUGUUUAAAAAAAUAAGUGUUUUUUAAUUGAAAAUGUGUUAGUUUUAUAAGGAUUUCUGUCAAUUACACCUCGCUAAUGAAAACAAAAUAUGUUUGACUAUAGGGUAUCUCAGCCUUAAGUACUGCUCAGCCUUACAUAUUGUGAUUUAUUUAUUCUAAGCACAUAUUAAUAUGGUUGCAUGAUAUGUUCACAAACUGGUUUCAACAGUGUUGGUCAUUAAAGCGCUACAUUGUAUUAAGGAAUUAAAGCAGCGGUGUAUUCCUCAGGACAGGCUACUUCAUUUUAAAAAAUCUCCUUCUCCAAGGUAUUUAAUGCAUUAAUGAGUAUAAUUUUUGCACAGAUGUUUCUCGGUGUUUGCAGGUUUUCUGUGUAUUUUUAUAUUACAAAGGAGCUGGCUACUGCAAUAGCUCAAACCCUGACAAGCAAAUAGAUAAUCAAGAAGACAAAUGGCUUCUUUUGUGAGCCACAGCUCUUGUAUUAAUUUUCAUUUUCUUGCUCAUAGAAAGUAUCGAAAAUACUGUUCAGGGCGAAAUAACAUUCCAGUUCUAAGUUACAAUUUUUUUUAAAGGGGGUGGGGUUGGGGGAAGGAGGCCUCUAGACCAUACAAAGAAAAUCAUCAUGUUCUGAAUCAUUCCCUAUAAGAAAAAGGUUUUCGCUUAUUUAUGAGAUUUUAUUAAUUUCUCUAAGUAAUGAUUAAAAUACCCCACAACGUUAUUAAGAACAAAGACCUGGCUUGGAAUAUUUAAAGUGGUUGAAUGGCUAUUUCUGUUCUUAGGGUACUUAGCAAUUUUAACUCAGACCUUGCAAAUAAACUGCAUUCAAAAGUUGUCCCUUCCUCCCCCAUCUCAAUAAAUCGUCCAUUACGUCUUUUAUUCUAUUGACUUUGUAACAGUUUGUAAGAAAUAUUUAUAUGGUCAUGUGAUACAGAGCCGCUACACGUCUUGUGUUGGAAAAAAUGGAGUUGUGUAUGUAUUUGAUUAACUUUUGCCCCUUUAAAGGCAAAAAGAGCAAACCUUCAGAGUUUUUAUUUCGACGAGGGGUGGUGGGGACUGCAUUUAUUUUGAUGGCUGAUUUCCCCCCCCUUUGAUCUGCUUCCUAUGUAAAGGCGAUGCAAUUUUCAGAUAGAAGCUAUGCUCUUAAGGGUACCAAAACAGUUCUUAAAAAGCAUAUGCUGUUAGGAAUGCAACUUCUAUAGAACAAAAUCAAAGCUGGAAAGUAUGAAUAGAAUUGAAGGGGGAGAAAAGAAGAUUUCUAUAGGACCUAAAAGUUCACAGCCAUUAUAAGCAGACAGAAGCCAAGAAAAAUGCGAGAAUUAUACAGAAAAUCAUUAAUCACUUCUUUUCUUUAAAUACUUAUCCUUUCCCCAUUGUUAUUCAACAGCAAAUCUCCGCAGACCGUCUGUUGGGAAAAAAGUACCCGGAGUCCUACAAAAAUCUUCAAGGGGAAUAAUAACAAUAAAAAAAUCUGGAUCAUAAAGUUGAAAACUUUUUUUUUUUUUU